Triplophysa rosa is the source of this 5469-nucleotide messenger RNA. It is a transcript of the gene pcdh11, whose product is annotated as protocadherin 11. The transcript is spliced from 4 exons. Gene Ontology annotation, molecular function: calcium ion binding. NCBI's taxonomy places the organism in Eukaryota, Metazoa, Chordata, Actinopteri, Cypriniformes, Nemacheilidae. Gene Ontology annotation, biological process: homophilic cell-cell adhesion. Gene Ontology annotation, cellular component: plasma membrane. The coding region runs from base 764 to 3874 and encodes 1036 amino acids. The record is from RefSeq and is a predicted model, not a curated record.
GAGGUGGGCAGUACUAAGGGACUGAGUUCAUGCAAUACAACAGAGAUUGUCAGAGCUCUGCGUACAACUACAGCAGAACGCCUAUCUGAGUGCGCGCGAGUGAUGCUGCACCUAUAGGCGCACUUUCCACCUUCCUUCUCCGUUGGGGAACGCAAGCACUGACAGUCCACAACUCUAUGUUUUCUCAAAAUAGAUAUUUCGCUCUCCAUGCCCCACUGGCAAACUAGUGGAUGUCAUUAAAUGACGUGUCAGAGGAUGUUUUCAGUGAAGUUAAGCAAACGCACUUGACGCACAGAGAGGGAAAAAAACAACUUCACUAAAACAGUUUCUGGGCGUACGAGGAGAGUUCCCAGGUUUUCUAAUGAUGACUGUGUUACUGAAUUGAAAUAAGAAGUAUUGCAAAGCCAUUUGGAGCACCGCCGUCUCUCCGCGCGUGGGAUUCAAACAGUAUCAUCCGAGCGCGAGACAUCCGAGGAGGAAUUACGUCGUCUCUUCUAAAAAAGUCGUUCACACACGUUUUUCGCUCUUCGUGCGCGGACCGUGGACUUUUGCAUGGACAUGGAUCGUUUUCUUUAGUUGGAUAACGACCGGUCAGAACGUUGAGCUGUUUGAUUCUGGGAUUUUCUUCAGUCUGCUUCAUGGCACUUCAUCUCCUCCAGCAGUGAUGCCGCUACGUGACGCGAAUUGAGAGUUCGUUCCAUAUUCACAGAGAAAUCCGAGACUUGCAGAUCUUUGAAGUGAGAGUGUACCACCUACUCUGAGUAUGGACUUGGCAAUUGAGGCUCAUGUUCUGGCGGUUUUACUCACCUGCCUGUUCUUGAUGAGCCAGGCUCAAGAGAAGGACUACACGGUAAAAGAGGAGCAGCCCGAGAAUGUGCGCAUCGGAAACCUGCGCAAAGACCUAAACUUGAACCUAGACCCGAACGUUAAACUGUCAUCUGCGCUGCAGUUUAAACCCGUCUACAAGACGGGCGACGUGCCUUUGGUGAAAGUAGAAGCCAGCACGGGAGAGAUUUUCACCACAGCCAACCGCAUCGACCGCGAGAAGCUCUGCUCUGGAGUCUUCAACGAGAAGCGCUGCUUUUAUGAGAUCGAGGUCGCCGUGCUACCCGACGAGAUUUUUCGUCUGGUGAAGAUCCGCUUCCUCAUCGAAGACAUCAAUGACAACGCCCCGCUGUUCCAGUCUACGGUCAUCAACAUCUCCAUUCCUGAGAACACGGCCAUCAACAGCCGCUAUCCCGUCCCCUCUGCGUUUGACCCUGAUAUAGGAAUCAAUGGGAUCCAACACUAUGAGCUUGUCAAGAGCGUAAGUGAAUUUGGUCUGGACAUCAUCGAGACCCCAGAGGGAGACAAAUGGCCCCAACUCAUAGUCCAGCAGAGCCUAGAUCGAGAGUCGAAGGACACCUUUGUGAUGAAAAUUAAAGUAGAGGAUGGUGGCACCCCUCCAAAGUCCAGCACAGCCAUUCUGCAGGUCACCGUCUCGGAUGUGAAUGACAAUCGGCCGGUAUUCAAGGACAGUGAAGUGGAGGUGAAUGUUCCUGAGAAUGCCCCAAUGGGAACAUCUGUCACUCACCUUCAUGCCACAGAUGCUGAUCUGGGCUCCAAUGCUCAGAUUCACUUCUCCUUCAGCAACCAAAUCUCCCCUGCCACCAAACGACAUUUCGCUAUUGACAGCACAACUGGACUGAUUACUGUCAAACAGCCUUUGGACAGGGAAGUCAACCCCGUCCACAAGCUUAUAGUGCUGGCCAGUGACGGAAGCUCUACCCCUUCAAGGGCUACAGUUAUAGUCAAUGUAACGGACGUUAAUGACAACGUCCCCUCUAUAGAUACACGUUACAUAAUGAAUCUUGUUAAUGGCACUGUGCUGUUGUCUGAAAAUGCCCCGCUGAACACAAAAAUAGCCCUGAUUACUGUGACGGAUAGAGAUGCUGACCUGAACGGGAAAGUGACCUGCUACACAGAUCACGAUGUACCUUUCAGGUUAAAGCCGGUCUUCAAUGACCAGUUCUUGCUGGAAACUGCCACACUCUUAGAUUACGAGACCACUCGUGAGUAUGCAAUUAGGAUAGUCGCAUCUGAUUCUGGAAAACCUCCUUUGAACACUUCGGCAAUGGUUCUUAUUAAAAUCAAGGAUGAGAAUGAUAAUGCCCCCAUUUUCCCACAGCCGGAAAUCCAGCUGUCCAUUCCGGAAAACAAUGACCCUGGAACGCAGCUGAUAAAAAUCAGUGCCACAGAUGCAGACAGCGGUUCGAAUGCUCUUAUUAUUUACAGUCUCGGCCCAGAUGCCCCGGAUGGGUUUAACGUAGAUCCGCGGUCAGGAAUCCUUUCUGUUAUCAAAAGGCUAGAUAGAGAGAAGCAGGAGAAGUAUUCAUUCACAAUCAUUGCCAGGGAUAACGGUUCUACCCCUCUUCAAAGCAACGUCACAGUAAAGCUAAUAGUCCAGGACCAGAAUGACAACAGUCCAGCUUUUACCCAUCCUGAGUACAACUUCUACGUGCCUGAGAACCUGCCUUUGUACGGGACAGUGGGGUUGAUCACAGUGACAGAUGCUGACGCUGGUGACAACGCAGUCGUCACCCUCUCAAUUAUUAAUGGGAAGGAUAAUUUUAUCAUCGACCCCAAAACCGGGGUGAUCAAACCAAACAUCACAUUCGACAGGGAGCAACAGAGUUCAUACACUUUUGUCAUCAAGGCUGUGGAUGCGGGCGCAAUGCAAACCACCUCAUAUGCCAAGGUCACCAUAAAUGUUGUUGAUGUAAAUGACAAUCGUCCGGUGUUCGUCAUCCCUUCCUCAAACUACUCCUAUGAUCUGGUUCCUUCAACCACCAGCCCUGGAUCUGUGGUGACAAGAGUGUUUGCUAUUGACAAUGAUACCGGAAUGAAUGCCGAGCUGCAGUAUAGUAUCAUUGGAGGCUCGCCGAGAGGAUUGUUCACAAUUGACAAAAAGACAGGCAACAUUACUCUGCAGGAAAAGAUAGUAACGGCAGACCAAGGUCUCCAUAGACUGGUGGUAAAGGUCAAAGAUUUGGGACAACCGGAGUCUUUAUAUGCAAUUGCUCUUGUUCAUUUGUUUGUGAAUGAUACUGUCUCAAAAGCUACGUUCAUUCAGGAGCAGCUACGCAAGAGCUUGGAGACCCCGUUGGACCGUAAUGUUGGCGACAACGAUGUGAUACCUCAAACCAACGGUUAUGUAAUUGUCGUCAUUGCUAUAAUCGCUGGGACUAUGACAGUCAUCUUGGUGAUUUUUGUCACCGCCCUGGUGCGCUGUCGACAGACGCCGAGGCAUAAAGUCGUCCAAAAGAGCAAACAGAGCGGUGAGUGGGUGUCGCCCAACCAGGAGGGCCGUCAGAUUAAAAAGAAAAAGAAGAAGAAGAAGAGGUCGCCGAAAAGUUUGCUGCUUAAUUUCGUCACCAUCGAGGAAUCCAAGAGUGACGACCCCACCCACGAGCACAUCAACGGCACCUUAGACCUCCCCGUCGAACUUGAGGAGCAGACAAUGGGAAAGUACAACUGGGCGACCACACCGACUACCUUCAAACCCGACAGCCCCGACUUGGCCAAGCACUACAAGUCAGCGUCUCCUCAGCCAACAUUCCAGAUCAAACCAGAGACCCCCGUGGCUCCCAAGAAGCACCAUGUCAUUCAGGAACUCCCGCUGGACAACACGUUCGUGGUGGGCUGCGACUCGCUCUCCAAAUGUUCAUCCAGCAGCUCUGACCCCUACAGCGUUUCAGAGUGCAGCUGUCAAGGGGGCUUCAAGGCACCUGGGCAAAUCCACACCAGACAGGAGACGGCACUGAACCCACCACUCUAUGGCACACACUGUGGCACAGGUACAGCUCGCUCCCACAGGAUAAAAAUCAAUCUCUAGCUGCCAUUUCCUAAAGAGGGGCAGGGAGGGAGAGGAAGGCCCUCACUGAAGAGGUGAAAACACAAACUGUACAGAUUCUCCAGCCUCAAUCGAGGCCCGGAGUGAAACGCCAGACUAAAUUGACUGUCCGGAAACUCUGCCCGCGAACCGUGGGAGGUUUGAAAUGCUUUGUUAAACCCUUUUCGUCCUCACUCACCGGCCUCGCCGAAUAGGGCACAAGACGCCUGUAGCGUUUUUCCACUCCUCUGCUUAUCCAAAUGGAAUAUGAAAACGACCUCUGUAUAGGAUGUUUAUGUAGAUAUGUAUUUAUGUAUACGCAGCACAGUCCUUAUGUUUAUUUAUUGUUUUGUUUUUUUCACACAUUAGACAAAGUUUGAUGUGCCUGGUGCUUGUUUCUCAAUUUUAUUUUUACAAAAAGAUAUCUUUUGCUCACCUGCUGUUGAUGUUUCAUUUGUUCAUUCUGUGCUCGUAUGUAAGGGACGAAUUUGUUACCACCUCACUUCACGUCCCACACCGGCCGUGAUACACUGUCACGGCUUUCUCACCUAUCGCCGCUGUCCUGCUCUCAUUAGACCUCACAUUAAAAUGCACGGCCCUCCGUAGGAGGCACCAGCACGCCACGGUAGGCUUUAGCUGUGUCACCGAUUGCCUCAGAACUUGGGAUGUGGAAGAUUUUAAUAAAACCCUAAUGCUUUGCUAAGCUGCAAUCAUAGGGGACAGCUCUCCUGGUUCCUAAUCACAGAAUUGUCUUGAAUGGGACACCGGGUCUGACCUUUAUAUGUCGUCUGUUGUAGUCAGCUUAUAAAACCAGAGCCAAUAUAACCUGUGAGAUGUAUUUUACUGAUUUUGAAUAGAAAGCCUCCGGCAAUCUGUUAUGUGAGAUGGUAGGUUGUAGUUACAUCACCUGGGUGUUUGUAUACAGUAACCUGACAUGCUAUGUAUUCAUACAGUACAACCGAGAAAAAAACAUGUAAAAAAAUACGAAGUAGACAAUACCGAGCACGAUUAAGUGGACUAUUCAGAUUUCAUGUCGACAGCAAUAAAUUUAAAGUUAAACAAGAAUUCACCGAGCACUUUCAAAUCUUGAUAAUGAGCAUCUCACAUUUGUAAAACUUUGGAAGAUUCCAGAAUAACUAUUCGUUUUUAAUACAGCAUUGAUAAAUUGCUUCAGUGGAUGGCACUUUUGUUCAAGCAGUAAUUUACUCCUUUAGCCGAUGGACUGAUUUACAGAAGUGUCUUUUGACCUCUCAUUCUUGCGGAGGUAUCAGUUCUUAUUGGUGUCUGAUAUGUUACAGAGUUGAAAACAAAGAAUGACUCAUUCAUAGAAAUGCAGCACUGUGCUGGAAACAGUUCGACAUGCUUAAAUAUUCACGAUAGACAAAGGAGAGAAAAAAGAAUAGGAGUUUUUAAUGUAAGGGAGAUGAACGUAUCACUUUCAUGAAAUAUAAAGCACCUUACAUGAUCUUUGUAAUUGACUUUGAUUUGCCAACGUGUGAAGUAAACUGUAUAUAACUGUUUUAUGUAUGUUUGAGCUUUAAAAGUUUAUUAAAGUCUUUUGCAUUUUACUGCACAUUUCCAUGCAUCAUUUAUUAACC